UAUUAGGCAAGCCCUCACCCUGGCAGUCUUCAGGAAGAGGACAGUGGAGCAGAACAGACAACUCUGCAUCUGUAUGCAUGUCCACUAUUGCUUCGCUCCUAUUUUUAUCAGUUUUAUACUAAUUUAUGCAGUGCUUUUUAUACAAAAUAAUAAAUAAAUAACUCCAUUCCCAUUAAGUUAAGUAUGAAACCAUUUCCAUUUUGAGGCAUAAAAGUGCUUGGUAGAUGCCCUCUGUGCUGCGUCCCAAAAUAUUUUCACAGGUCCAGAGAGUGAGGUGAUCAGAUCCUCCGGCUAUUAGGAAAUGUGGGAGUUGAAGUCCAAAACACUUUGAGGAAGGGCCAAAGUUUGCCCAGGCCUGAUCUACACUGUGGAAUGAAUGCUGUUUGGCACCACUUAACUGCCGUGGCUCAAUGCUAGGGAAUUAAUGGGAGUUGCCAUGUUAAAAGGCCUUUGGCUUUCUCUUCUUAAGAGCGCUGGUCUCAAUGCGCUCCACAUCUCAGGUUUCUAUAGCAUUGAGUCAUGGCGGUUAAAGUAGUGUCAAAUGGCAUUCAUUCUAGCUAGACAGAUAGAUCUGUUGCAUGAGCUUGGAUGAGAAGGAGUUUGACCUAAUUGGUGGAAAGAUGUGAAAGAUAGAAGCUGUUAUUGUAUUAAAGAUCUGUAUGUCAUAAAUUGGCAACUGAUUCCCAUAAGUAGAAUAAUAGAAAAAGUGGGAAAUAAAAAUUGGAUAAAAGUAUUAGGCCCAUACAAUAAACUUAAAUGGGAAAUAUGGGGAAUGAGAUGCUAUGAGUUUUUCAGGCUGUAUGGCCAUGUUCCAGUAUCAUUCUCUCCUGACUUUUCACCUGCAUCUAUGGCAGGCAUCCUCAGGGGACAACCUCUGAGGGUGCAUGCCACAGAUGCACGUGAAACGUUAAGAGCGAAUGCUCCUGGAAGAUGGCCAUCCAGCCUGAAAAAUUCACAGCAGCCAAGUGAUUCUGGCCAUGAAAGUCUUCGACAACACAAUAUGGGGAAUGUUUGGACAAAGAAAGCGAGUUGGAAAGUCUAUUCACAAAAGAACAGAGAACAAUUAACAGGAAAAAAUCUGUAAAACAAUGAUAAAAGACAUAAGAACACUACAAACGAAAUAGCAGAAGGAAACUACAGAGGAAAUAAAGAAAAUUGAAUUGGAAAAAUAUAGAGUUAGAAAGAAAAUUUGUCUGGAAAUGGUACAGGACACCAGCCCAAUUAGUAAAUAUGGGAAUAGGACUAAACCCAAUAUGUUGGCAUUGUAAAGUCUAGAAAGGUUGUAACACCCGCAUGUGGUGGGAAUGCCUAAAUGCAACACCUUUUUGGGAUAAGAUAAUUUUUAAAAUGGAGAAAUUAUUCAAAAUAUCAAUCCAGGUAAACAUGGAAUUUGUGUUAAUGGCAAUAAUAGGGAACAAAAGCAUUGUUCAAAGAACCAAGAUUUAUUUAAAGCAAUGAUCCUAACAGGAAAGGUGGUAAUAGCCUGGGGAUGGAGAGAUUUAAAAAAUGGAAGUGGGAAAAUUGGAAUAACUACUUAUUUGAGCAAGUCUAGAUGAACAUUAUAGCAUCAUGCGGAUGACAAGCUCCUUGGAAAGACUGUCUUGGUUAAUAAAAACAGGGUAGUAUCAAGUGUAAGAGGAGAAGGAUCUGCUAAUCCAGUGCAACUUCCUGUCCUCUGACAGCACCCCUCACAUGCUUCCCCUCCUCAAUUUGCAUCUCCGGUCCUCUAGAGCAGUUUUGGGACAUUGCAGGAGACAUUCAUUCUACCACCUAUUUCCACUCCAGAAUUGUCACUGUUGAGCACCAUCCUUACUUUUUAAACCGAAUGCCUCUGGAGCUUGAAAAAAAGAGCUAUUUUAUUGGAAUGGGGAAAUACACAUACAAGGUUGCCGGCAUGAGCAGUGAGAUCCAUAUGGACCUGCAUGAGAAGAAAAAGAAAUUCAAAGUUCUUAGAAAAGAAGAAGAUGGAAAGUAAUGCUGUCCUUUUGGAAUCCAAAUCCUCACCACUAAACCUCCUGAAUGAAAUGCACCAGCUACGCCUCCUCGGACUCCUUUGCGAUGUGACUGUGAGUGUGGAAUAUCAUGGUGUCAGGGCAGAGUUCGUUGCUCACAAAGCUGUGUUGGCAGCGACAAGCAAGUUUUUUAAAGAGGUGUUUCUCAAUGAGAAAGGCAUGGAUGGAUCAAGGACAAUUGUAUUAUUGAAUGAAGUCCAAGUAGCUGACUUUGCAUCUUUUCUUGAAUUUGUUUAUACUGCCAGGGUUGAGGUAGAAGAAGAUCGGGUGCAGCGUAUGUUGGAUAUAGCUGAGAGGUUAAAAUGCUUGGAUUUGUCAGAAACCUGCUUUCAGCUAAAGAAGCAAAUGCUUGAAUCAGUGUUGUUGGAGUUACAAAAUUUUUCAGAGUCUCAGGAAGCUGAAGAGGACAGUAGUGGUCAGUCAAGCAGUCUACUUGAGCCCAAGGCAAUUGGUGACACACAGAAUGACAAUGUAAACUAUUUUUCAAAUUCUCCACUUGAAAGGCUCAGAGAUGGAGAGUGCCUUGAGGCCCCUACUGCUAAACUAAAGGAGAGGUUGGACAAGAAAAAAGAAGCCCUGAAGAUGCCCUGCACCAAAAUCAGGAGGGCUAGCGGAAGGCUGGCUGGAAGGAAAGUGUUUGUGGAAAUACCCAAGAAAAAGUAUACAAGGCGCCUGAGAGAGCAGCAGAAGUAUGCUGAGGCUGUUGCUGCAGAGAGCAGGCUCUCCAUGGAGCACCACAUUUAUGAAGAAGGUGGUGAAGAGGAGGUGGUGGAGGAGAAAGAGCAAGUAGCAAAUAGUGUGAAGCCUGAACUCAAAGAGUGUGAAGGCACCCAUGAACUGGAAGAAAAUGGGGAUAAACUGGAGGAGUACAAAAAGGACCAUGGUGGCAAUUUUACAUGCAGCACCUGUGAAAGAGAAUUCCUGUAUGAGAAGAGCUUUCUAAAACACAUAAAGCACAGCCAUGGAAUCACAGCUGAGAUUAUUUAUUGUUGUGAAACAUGCGGCCAGACUUUUGCCAACCGGUGCAACCUCAAAAGCCACCAACGACACGUCCACAGCAGCGAGCGCCACUUCCCAUGUGAGCUCUGUGGUAAGAAGUUCAAGAGGAAGAAGGACGUCAAGAGGCACAUUCUGCAGGUUCAUGAGGGUGGUGGGGAGCGUCAUCACUGCCUACAAUGUGGAAAGGGUUUGAGCUCCAAAACGGCCUUGAGGCUUCAUGAAAGGACACAUACAGGCGACAAGCCUUAUGGGUGCACAGAGUGUGAGGCUAAGUUUUCUCAGCCUUCGGCACUCAAGACACACAUGAGAAUCCACACUGGUGAAAGGCCUUUUGUUUGUAGUGAUUGUGGAGCAAGAUUCACACAGAAUCACAUGCUUAUAUAUCAUAAAAGAUGCCACACAGGGGAACGGCCUUUCAUGUGUGAAACUUGUGGGAAGAGCUUUGCCUCUAAGGAGUAUUUGAAACACCAUAACAGAAUCCACACGGGAUCCAAGCCGUUUAAAUGUGAAGUUUGCUUCCGAACAUUUGCACAGAGAAAUUCGUUGUAUCAGCACAUUAAAGUUCAUACAGGUGAACGCCCUUACUGUUGUGAUCAGUGUGGCAAACAGUUCACCCAACUCAAUGCCCUACAACGCCAUCAUCGGAUUCACACGGGAGAGAAGCCAUUUAUGUGCAACGCCUGUGGCCGGACAUUUACAGACAAGUCUACUCUUCGGCGACACACCUCAAUUCACGACAAAAACACACCAUGGAAGUCUUUUCUUGUAGUUGUCGAAGGAGCCUCAAAAAACGACGAGGAUCCCAAGACUGAGCUUCCUGAUGAAGAGUAUGAUGUGACUCACCCCAAGAUAUCGGAGAAGCUGCUGUCAUUCCCUGAAAAUGGACACUAUCAGAAUCUGGAUGUUGUCCAAGAAAGCCUGACUGAGCUGCAUGCAAAUGGGCCUCCUGCUGUCACCACCUACAAGGUGUCAAGCACAGCAGGAUCCCAAGAAGGCCUCGCUGCUGCAGCUUUGCAUGAUCUUACUGUGUUGCACACCCAGGCAGACUCAAUCCAGCCAUCUCUUCAAACCUUGGUGAAUAUGGAAUAGCAACAUCACCCCAAGAGGAAAAAAACCCAGCCCUGAGUGAUCUGUUUAAUGCUGUAUAUUCUGGCCCCACUGAUGGACUGCAAAAGAACAACAAGACUUACUUUGGCUGCUUGUAAUUGUCCUGUAUUCUUGCCAAACCUGUACUUCUGGAGUUGUAUCUCGAUUGAAGAAUUCAGCCAUCCUGUACUAAAGAUAGAUCGCUCAUUUUCAUUUUCUUACAUGUGUCACUUUGAAGCUGGUUUCUGAUGACAUGGUCAGUGGAAGGAAAAUGAAGUUCUGUUUUAAUUCAUACAUGUUUCCAUUCCCUUGUUACAACAUAUCAAUUUGGCAAGUUUUCCAGCAGCCCCUUGUUGAAGAGGAUAAUUCUGCUCUUGUCACAUAAUCAUGUAUUGAUUAGAUGCUGUAUGCCAAUAUCUCUACAUUAUUAAUGCUGCAAUCUUUAAGAUAGUAAGGAAAUUUUGGCUCUCCAGAUAUUUUGGGCUGUGUCUCACAGAGGUCCUAAAGAUUUGUAUGGCUGUAGUCUUAUACACCUGAAAGAUUAAUGGGUCCACCUCUGCUCUAAGCCAAAUGCUUAGUGAAAUAUUUAAAAAUUAAAAUGUGGAAAAAUAACAUCUUUUAAAUCAAUAAUGGCAUGUCUGGUACUGCUCUCUAAAUAAUGAAACUAUUUGGGAAUGUUUAGAAAACAAACAGUCAAAUCUGUUAUUAGACAGUUAGGAAAGCAUCUAGAGCAGGUUGUGUUUGUGGGGCGGGGGAUAUAAGAUUCUGAAAGAGGAGAGAAAGGGAAAAGUUUCCAUUUGCCAUUGUAAAUCUCAUGUGGCACUGGGUAUCUUCCCAAGUUUGUGAGUGAUGGAGCUAUAUCCCAUUCAUGUCAUGUGUCAGACUGACUGUGACAAGCAAUUUGAAGGAGAGUUCAGAGAAAUUUCAGUGAAUUUUGUUCAUAAUUUAUGCAAGAAUUUCCUCUGCGGCCGAGCCUCCCCUUUCCCACCAAGUACUUGGCACUCUGCAAACACCUUCUGCUUUUUAUUUCUUCCUCCCUUUUCCUUCUUGUUCUGCCCCCAAUAUUCACUGUCUUUUAUCAGGCAUUUAUCUCUAUUACAAAUUCCCUGUAGGCAUGUCCCUCUACUUCCCUUCUACUUCCUUUGUUACAAGUAUGUCCUCAUUUCCAUAUACAGUCCUUGCACAGGAAGGUUAUGCACAUAGAACUGGGUUUCUAAAGUGUCCUUCAUUCCCCAAAAAGGCCUCAACAUUUUCCUAAAUUCUUUAGGCACCAACACCCUAUUUAUGGGCAUUGUGUACUUGCCUUGAGAUAUGCAUUUUAUCACUUUUAUUCAUUUCCCUGGCAUAAUCCUUCAAAAACAGAUAGCUACCAAAUAUUUAAUAUGGUUUUCUCAAUCAGAGACAGCAUAUCUUGCUGUUCACAAUUAUUUUUUUUCUUCCCAUCCAGCCAUCCAUUCUACCUUCCAGUAGUUUCUCCAUUAAAAUUUGCCUUAGCGUGAUAAAAAAUCUAGCUUCAGCAACAGCCUGAAGGUUUCCAGUGAAUAUUCUUGUUAUUGGUUAUGUAUUAAUGUUUAAACCAAAGGCUAUAUUAUUCAUUGUAGAAUUCUAGUUACAACUACAACUGAUAUUCUAAUGAUGGCUAGCAGCCUUUUGAAAACUAGAGUGACUUAGACCUCCAACUUAGAUUUCUAAAGUUGUAUAGAAUGCGUGUAUGAAACACUAUUUCAUUGUAACUGCUAGAAUGUGAAAGAAAUGUCUUUUAAAGCAGGCUGUUUUCCAUCAAAUGAAGGCUGGUUUUGUUUUUGCUACAGAUGCAUUGAUAUUGUGCCUUUUUAUUUUUAAAUUCAGGAAAAAAAAGUGCCAUAACCAAAAUCUAUCCCAGUCUUGACAUUCCAGUGAUUCCUCACAAGACUUGAACUUGCUAAUCCUAAUGUUGAGAAUAACCCUAAUUUAUGAUUUUAUUGUCCACACCCACAAAGAUAUUGGCACUACUCAAAAAGAAGUAUUGCUUGUAAAAGCUGGAUGAGAUCUGAUUUGUAUUAUUUUUUUAUUCAACAGCAAACACAUCUUCUAAAAUACAGUGUGUUUAGCUUAGUCAGUGUUACUACAGAGAAACUUUUAAGAGUCAUACUCAAGCAUACUGUUUGAAAUAACUUAUUUCUGCCUUCUUGCCACAUUAAGGAGCUAGGCUAUGUUGCUUUCCCUGUAGUUCCGUUCUUUUGUUUGAGCUACAUCCAGUGGUACCCAUCCAACAGUUUCCUCUGCAGCCUCCAAAACUCACCUCAUGUCUGCACCAGAGAGUUGGAAGAUCUUCUGAACAGAUAUGAGGGACCAGCCUUGGUAUUCAAACCACUUUUCCUUUUAUGCUCUCACACUUACUGAGUAUUAGAGAGUCUAUUAAGGCAUCACAGGUAUCUUCUCCACUCUGACCUGACCUCUAUGAUUGGUUCUUCCACAGCAUGUGAAAGUUGUCAUGAGGAGUGGGGAAGAAAUAAUGACAAAUAGGACUGAUAUUUUGAGGGAAAGUUGUUCUUUGAGCCAUGGGUGUUUCAGCACAAUGGUUGUGCCAUCACUUACCCUUUAGAAUUGCAUAACUCCGCACAGCAGGCCUGUGACAUUUGCUGUAGGUUUUGGAAACAGUAUUAGCCAAGCUAAAGUGAUUCUUACUUGGGUUAAGGACUGUGUGGCCUCCUAGCUGUGAUGGGCUGAUGAGGGUUGUAGUCCAGCAAUCUCUGGAGUGUCAGGUGGUCCAGUCCUCCCUCACAAACAUACAUAGUGUAAAAAUGAUUGUAGGGGUGAAGCAGGGGUCUAGGCCAACUGGAGAAAAAUCACAAUUCUUCCUUCAGAACCUGUGCUGAUAUUUUAUUCGCUGAAAAGCAGAGCAAUAAAAGAUCAGUCCAACCAUGUUACUUCUUUAUAUAAACACAUUAGUAAGAGCUUGUCAUCUUCUAUUCUUUGUUUGUCUAGUCUGCUAAAAGGGAUCUUUUUAGAGAGAAUAUCAAGAGGUUAUAUUUGCAUAUUUAUUUUGUAAGCCCCGUACUCCUUUUUGACUAUUGAACUUUAAUGAUCAAUUGCAGAAAAUUUGUAGUAAAUAUAUAAAUCCCUAUGUUAGUACUUCUAUGUAGAGAUUUUUUAUUUUAUAUUGUAUCAACAUGUGAAAUUGGAUUAACUUGUAUGAAUUGAGAAGACCCAUUAAAAGAAAAUGAAAUAGUA
Molecule: messenger RNA, 7310 nt
Organism: Anolis sagrei ordinatus
Lineage: Eukaryota; Metazoa; Chordata; Lepidosauria; Squamata; Anolidae
Gene: GZF1
Product: GDNF inducible zinc finger protein 1
Biological process (GO): regulation of transcription by RNA polymerase II
Cellular component (GO): nucleus
Molecular function (GO): DNA-binding transcription factor activity, RNA polymerase II-specific; RNA polymerase II transcription regulatory region sequence-specific DNA binding; protein binding
Source: RefSeq, a predicted model, not a curated record